UUUUCCUGCCUGCGGCUCAAAGUUUGGGGACGCUGACCUGCCGCUGGAGUCGAACCGGGCCCCGGGGGCGUCUUUUUUCCUCCCUCUCCGUCCCGUUAACGUCCAACCACUUUGAAUUGUUUCGGAUUCUAUUUUUGUUUCCUCUCCGGUCUCGCGGUUCUUCUCGCUUCCCGCCGCUGGUGGUCGUGUCCUGCUCGGAGGCGUUUUGUCAUCAAACUUUUGACAAAAGUCUUCAUUCUUGCUCGUUUCACUUUCAUAUUUCCAACCUACAUUAAUCACUUAGUGACCGAUGUCCCAAAAUCAUUAUUUUUUUGGUAUAACUUCGUCGCUGGCGGGACUAUAUAGCCGUGCUGACAUCUUCUCCCUCACCCGACAGACGUCUUCUGCAAUCCUCCUCUCCAACUAGAACCAGCAUGAGGCCAGGGUCCGUUUGCCUGCUGCUGCUGCUGCUGCUGGAGUCGCUCCUGAUGUGCAGCGCUGCCAGAGGUCCGCCCAGGGUGUCCGAGCGAGUGGCCCACCGGCAGAGCGUCCGCCUGGGUCGCACCAUGAAGCUGCCCUGCCCCGUGGAGGGCGACCCGCCGCCGCUCAUCAUGUGGACCAAAGACGACCGCAACAUCCACAGCGGCUGGACGCGCUUCCGGGUGCUGCAGCACGGCCUGCGCAUCAAAGACGUGGAGGCGGGCGACGCCGGCACGUACAUCUGCAAGGCCACCAACGGCUUUGGCAGCGUCAACGUCAACUUCUCCCUCAUCAUCAUCGAUGAUUCGGGUUCCAGAGCAGCAGGCAGUGGAUCGGAACACGCUCCAGAACUUUCCCUGAAGCUCGUGCGGCCUCGUUUCACGCAGCCCGCCAAGAUGAGGAAGCGCGUCAUCGCUCGGCCGGUGGGCAGCUCCGUGCGCCUCAAAUGCGCCGCCAGCGGCAACCCUCGGCCCGACAUCGUGUGGCUGAAGGACGGCCGGCCGCUAGCGGGGGGCGAGGGAGGCGGCGUUGGCGAAGGCGAGGAGGCGGGCGGGAAGAAGAAGUGGACUCUGAGUCUGAGGAGCCUGGCGCCGGAGCAUAGCGGCAAAUACACGUGUCACGUGACCAACCCGGCGGGCCACAUCAACGCCACUUACAAAGUGGAAGUCAUACAGCGCACCAACUCCAAACCCAUCCUGACGGGCACCCACCCGGUCAACACCACCGUGGACUACGGAGGAACCACCUCGCUGCAGUGCAAAGUGCGCAGUGACGUCAAGCCCGUCAUCCAGUGGCUGAAGAGAGUGGAAGCCGGAGACGAGGGCAAGUUCAACUCCACCAUCGAGGUGGGGGACCAUCACUUUGUGGUUCUGCCCACUGGGGAGGUCUGGUCCCGACCCGACGGAUCUUAUCUCAACAAGCUGCUGAUAACGCGAGCCAAGAAGGAGGACGCCGGCAUGUACAUCUGUCUGGGCGCCAACACCAUGGGCUACAGCUUCAGGAGCGCCUACCUCACCGUCACGCCAGAUGUGACGCCCCAAAACAACUUGGUGGUUUCAGCGGCGUCCCCCAGCCUCCCCUGGCCCGUCAUCAUCGGGAUACCGGCGGGCGUGGCCUUCAUCCUGGGCACCGCCCUCCUCUGGUUCUGCCGGUCCAAACGCCCCUGCGCCGCCUCGGCUCCCCCCGCGUCUUCCGCUCCCCCCGCAGCCCAGCGCCUCCCGGUGGCGGGCCGGGAGCGAGCGUACCCUCCCGCUCAGCCGGGCGGCGCGGACAAGGAGCGCCUGUCCUACGAGGACUACGUGGCCCACCAGCAGCAGCAGCUGCUCGCCAAGGCCGGCGGCGGCCCCGCCCCCAAACUCUACCCUAAAAUCUACACGGACGUCCACACGCACACGCACUCGCACGUGGACGGUAAAGUGCACCAACACCAACACAUCCACUACCAGUGUUAGCGCACAAACGCCGACUUUUGGCGCACCAGUGAAGAAUGUAAAGAUUUUUAUUUUCAAAAGUGUUUUUAUUUGAGAGCGUUGGCGUCGUGUUCAACGUUUGACUUCUCAAGCUCGCCUUUCUCGUGCAUCGUCCAGCAUGAUUAUAUAGCAUUUAGCAUGUAGCAUUUAGCAUGCACAGCUGUAUGAGUUUUCUAUGAAUAGGACCAUCCAGCUCUGCAGGUGUUCCUAAUAUUGUGGCCGUUACUGCGAUCAAAUCUUCCUUUAUGAACCUGUGAAGCUUUUUUUCGUACUCGUAUUGUAUCGCUCGUAUUUGUACAGUCCUCUCCACAGGUCGUUAAGAUGUUUUAUAGCAGCGUUAUUUUUGCCUUUUUUUUAUUUUAUUACAAAAACUCCAAACUAAGGCUUUAAGGAAAACAAGCGGACUUUCUCUCCGGUUUGUAGCGAUUAAGAAAAUCAAUAUUUUGCCAUAUUGGCGAUGAACGGUUACCCUCCUGUUGGCCGUUGGAGGAACUGCAGAGCUACUUCCACUCUUAGGUGCUUUCAAAUGUUUACUUGUGUUGAACCCAUUAAAACAGGGUUGUCCAACAAGCGGCCCAGACUGCUUGUUUUCUAGCGGCCCACGGCACAUACUUUUCAUCAAAUUACUAAUAAUUAGUAAUACUGCUCAUUUUUCUACUAAAAAUACCGUUAAAAAUCUAAAAAUGUAAUUUAGUGAUUACAAAAUGCCAUUAAACUACCCCAAAAUGCACGAUAUACAUGUAAAAGAUGAAUUACUUAAAAUAAUGUCAAAAAAGUAUUUUAAAAUGCCAAUACAUUAAAGACAAUGCCAUCAAACUACCUCAAACCUCCCAUUAAAUUAAUAGAAAAAUUACUAUUAACUACAAAUGCCAUUAAAUGACCCAAAAUUCCAAUUCAAUUGCAAAAAAUACCCAUUAAAGUACUGUAACAAUAUCAUUAAAUACUAAAGAAAGUCAUUAAAUUGAAAAAAAAAUACUCCAGAAAAUGUUGUUAAAUUACCCAAAAAUUCACAAUCAAUUUGUUAAAGAUUCUCAUGAAUUACUUUUAAAAACAACAAUAAAUAAUUAAAAAUGGCAAUAAAUUAUUUAAACAAAUUGCCAUUAAAUUACCCCAAAAUUCCAGAUUAUUUACAAAAAAUCCAUUAAAUCAUAAAAACAAUGUCGUUAAAUAACGAAAGAAAAUCAUUAAAUUGCAAAAGAAAUACUCCAGAAAAUGUUGUUAAAUUACUCAAAAAUUCACAGCCAAUUUGUUGAAGAUUGCCAUAAAUUACUUUUAAAAAUAACAAUAACUAAAAAAAAAAUGCCAAUAAAUUCUUUAAACAAAAUGCCAUUAAACUACCCAAAAAUCCACGAUUUACAUGUAAAAACUAAAUUACUUAAAUUAAUCUCAAAAUAAUAUUUUAAAAUGCCAAUAAAUUAAAGACAAUGCCAUCAAAUUACCUUGAAUGCCAUUAAAUGACCCAAAAUUCCAAUACAAUUACAAAAAAUACCCAUUUAAAUACUAUAACAAUGCCGUUAAAUACUAAAGAAAGUCAUUAAAUUGCAAAAAAAAUACUCCAGAAAAUGUUGUUGAAUUACCCUAAAGAUUAACAAUCAAUUUGUUAAAGAUUCUCAUAAAUUACUUUUAAAAAUAACAACUAAUUAAAACAUGCCAAUAAAUUCUUUAAACAAAAUGCCAGAUUAAUUACACAAAAAUCCAUUAAAUCAUAAAAACAAUGUCGUUAAAUAACAAAAGAAAGUCAUUGAAUUACUAAAAAAUGCCAUUAAUUACUAUAGAAAGCCAUUAAAUUGCAAAAAAAAAAAUACCAUAACUUUUUUUUUUAAUGUUUUGUUAAAAUACCCCAAAAUUUGCAAUCAAAUUGUUAAAGAUUCUCACAAAUAAUUUUUAAAAUUAACAAUAAUUUUAAAAAAUGCCAAUAAAUUCUUAAAGAAAAUGCAAUUAAAUUACCUCAAAAUCCAAAUUAUUUAAAUAAACAAAUACCAUUAAUUAACUAAAAAUGCAGUUCAAUUACCCCAAAUUCCAGUAAAAUUACAAAUAGAUUCAGUUCAAUUAUUAAAACAAUGCUUAACAAUUGCGCAAAAAAAAUGCCAUUAAAUUACCAAAAAAAAUCACAAUAAAGUUGUUGAAGACUCUCAUCAAAUUAUUUUAAAAAUAUAUAAGUAAAUAAAAAAUGUUCAAUAUUCAAAAUUCCCAUUAAAUUAUUUUUAACAAUACAAUUAAAACACAAAAAAUUUAGUUAACUAACCCAAAUUUCAAUUAAAUAACGAACAAUUAUAAAUAACACAAAAUUACCCUAAAAGUCCUACUAAAUCACCUCCAAAAAUUUUUAAUUAUUACAAAUUAGGGGAAACAAAACGUGGAACCGUUAAGACUAACGACCUUAAUAAUACGUGCAGUAUAUAACUUUUGAACAUGUCAUUUUACUUGGACUGCAAAAGACCGAAGCAUGUUCAGAAACAUUUUGACGCAAAUAUUGUACUGCAAGAAAUUAAAGAAAGAUGUAAUAGUUGUUUUCUUACAUUUCUGCUUGCCAUCUCAAAAUAAUUGGACAGCCCUGCUUUAAAGCUAAUUGACUUUCGGCUGUGCACUUACUCACCUUUGCUAAAUUCAAUUGUUUUUACCAACCAGCCAUCCCAAAAGAAAGUGUAUUUUAUUCCUAAUUUAUUGACUAUGGGCAUUAUUAUACUGCAUGAGUUGACUUUAAUGUAAGAUAUUGUAUUUAUACGCGCUGGCAGAGUACACAAAACCUCCUAGAUAAUCCUUGUAUGGACAAUCUUGUACAGUUUCAUCUUCAUUCAUCACCUUAUUGUCGCCAUUAAAAAGGAAUC
This is a messenger RNA of Entelurus aequoreus (snake pipefish), 4756 nucleotides long. It is a transcript of the gene fgfrl1a, whose product is annotated as fibroblast growth factor receptor like 1a. Gene Ontology annotation, cellular component: plasma membrane. The transcript has 8 exons. Gene Ontology annotation, molecular function: fibroblast growth factor binding; fibroblast growth factor receptor activity. The record is from RefSeq and is a predicted model, not a curated record. Bases 414 to 1910 code for a protein of 498 amino acids. Lineage: Eukaryota; Metazoa; Chordata; Actinopteri; Syngnathiformes; Syngnathidae.